AAACGUUAGUUGAACACAUUUGUUGAUAUAAUCGAAGCGUUACUGAUAACUGACAUAGCUCAUGGCAUGAAAGCAGCCUGGGCUUGUUGUAUUGUCAAGUAUCUAUCACAAAGAGUAUAAAUGAGCCAUUUUGCAAAGUGAAACCAACGUGAUAUAGGACGAGGAUAAACCACUCUCCUCGUUUUCUCCAUUUAUGUCUUGAAUCACUAAGCACUCUCACUUUCUAUAUUUCUCAAUAUCGCUUAUCUCUCUUGAACCUCAUAGUCUGAGAAACAUUGUUGUGAUCAAAAGGAAGGAUGGAAGAAAGGUCUGCAGAUCCGGUGAAGACGACCAGUCAACCGGUCUCGAGAAGGAAAGGAGGCCUGAGGACUAUGCCUUUUGUCAUAGCAAAUGAGGCACUUGAGAAGGUAGCAAGUGUGGGGCUUCAUGCAAAUAUGAUUUUGUACCUGAAAAAUGAGUAUCACUUGUCUAUUGUGACCGGAACUAGCAUUUUGUUCCUGUGGAAUGCAGUAUCAAAUUUCUUGCCUACCUUUGGGGCCUUUCUUUCAGAUUCUUACUUGGGUCGGUUCUGCGUGGUUGGACUCGGAUCAAUUGUUACUCUACUUGGACUAGUUGUGCUGUGGUUCACAGCCAUAUUUAAACAUGCGAGGCCCCCCCAUUGUGACCACCCGAAUACAGAUCAUUGUGCAUCACCAAAGCCGGCUCAACUUGCCCUGCUCUUCUCAUCAUUUGUCCUCAUGGCCAUUGGAGCCGGUGGCAUUAGGCCUUGUUCUUUGGCCUUUGGCGCUGAUCAAUUUAACAAGCCAGACAAUCCCAAAAACACAAGGGUCUUGCAGACCUUCUUCAAUUGGUACUAUGUUUCCUUGGGGAUUUCUAUCAUGAUUUCAGUGACGGUUAUAGUUUAUAUUCAAACUGCGAAAGGUUGGACAGUCGGAUUUGGAGUCCCCGUGGUGCUUAUGUUUUUCUCUACUGUCAUGUUUUUCUUGGGAUCGCCGCUUUUCGUUAAGGUAAAGGCGAACAAGAGCUUGGUCACCGGUUUUGCUCAAGUCAUGGCCGUGUCUUGGAAGAACAAACACCUUGAUUUCCCACCAAAGGAUUCGGAGGGGCAGUAUCAUCACAAGAAGGGCUCAAAGCUUCUUGCACCAGCAGAAAAACUAAGGUUUUUGAAUAAAGCUUGCAUCAUAAAAAACCCAGAGAAAGACUUAAACCCUGAUGGCACAGCCUUAGAUCCAUGGACUCUAUGCACAGUUCAACAAGUGGAAGAGCUAAAAGCACUGAUCAAAGUACUCCCCAUAUGGUCUGCUGGGAUCAUAAUCGCGGUGACAAUCAGCCAACAAGCAUUCCCAGUUCUUCAAGCCUAUACAAUGGACAGACACUUCAACAAAAAUUUCAAAAUGCCACCGGGCUCCUAUGGCGUCUUCUCAAUCCUCACUUUAACCAUUUGGGUAGCAAUCUAUGACCGACUAAUCGUGCCUUGGCUAUCAAAGUACACCAAACGCCCACGCGGGCUUAGCCUAAAACAACGCAUGGGGAUCGGGCUUUUUCUCUCCUGCAUCGCCACUACAGUGGCAGCGCUGAUAGAGAGUACUCGACGUGCCAGAGCAAUCAAUGAAGGGCUGGCAGACCAGCCCGAUGCAGUGGUGAACAUGUCAGCAAUGUGGUUAGUGCCACAACACUGCUUGGUUGGGAUAUCUGAGGCUUUCAAUGCAAUUGGGCAGAUACAGUUUUACUAUUCUCAGUUUCCCAAGAGCAUGUCAAGCAUUGGAAUAGCUCUUUUCACACUUGGAAUGGGGGUUGGGAACUUGUUGGGAAGUCUCAUUGUGAGCAUUUUGGCUCAUGCGACCAAAAGGGGUGGCAAUGUGAGUUGGGUAUCAAAUAACCUCAACAGGGGUCACUAUGACUACUACUAUUGGAUCCUAACUUGUUUGAGUGUGGCUAAUUUCUUCUACUUUCUUCUUUGUGGUUGGGCUUAUGGCUCUGAGGAACAAAAUGUUUGGGAUGAUGAUUGGGAAGACAAGAAAGAUGAAGACAUUGUCAUGUCAAAGGAUUCCCCCAUAGUAUUGUCAGUAUGAUUUAUUGUAUAUGUUACUUGCAGUGGUUAAAAUUCAGCCUAUCAAUCUUGAGAUUUGCGGGUUUGAAUCUGGACGCAACUACUUUAUGCAAAUAAUGCCAAGAGCAUAUGAGAAGUCAGUAAAAUGUUAAAUACUUCUAGCAUUGUUGAUCAUUUGUAUCCAAUCAACCCAUCCAUACCUCAUCCAAUAGGACUAAAUGUAAUUUUUUUGUCAUUGCUUAAGUAGUUUUUUAAAGGAAUAUAAUAUAAGGAAUAAAGAUAUAUCACAUGGGUGUGUUGUUGAAAGGUGAUCUCACCCAACAAGAGGUUUGGGAUGAUGAUGGGGAAGCCAAGAUGAAGAUGUAUAUUUGUGUGUCUAUUAUCAAUUAAAGUGUUCAA
This is a messenger RNA of Camellia sinensis, 2449 nucleotides long. Lineage: Eukaryota; Viridiplantae; Streptophyta; Magnoliopsida; Ericales; Theaceae. The record is from RefSeq and is a predicted model, not a curated record.